Messenger RNA from Aspergillus japonicus CBS 114.51, 1191 nucleotides. Its product is annotated as putative pectin methylesterase. The transcript is spliced from 2 exons. The coding region runs from base 1 to 1191 and encodes 396 amino acids. Lineage: Eukaryota; Fungi; Ascomycota; Eurotiomycetes; Eurotiales; Aspergillaceae. The record is from RefSeq and is a predicted model, not a curated record. Gene Ontology annotation, biological process: cell wall modification. Gene Ontology annotation, molecular function: pectinesterase activity.
AUGCUUCUCUAUCGUGGUCUUCUGCUUCUUCUGCACGUUCUGCUUGUGCACUCGGCUGCGCUCCAGCCGCGUCUCUCGACAGCCACUCGUGAGACAUGCCAGACGAGUCUGAAAUGCCCUGAGGGCACGAUCAUCGUGUCCAACUCGUCGCACCCCGCCGCUCAAUUCAAGUCUAUCCAGGCUGCGUUUGCCUCCCUGCCCAACGACAACUCCUCCCACACCAUUCUGGUGCUUGCAGGAACCUACCAUGAGCAACUCAACCUGACGCGCCCGGGCCCGGUCACUCUGCUCGGCCAGCAACCCGAUCGCAGCGCUCUUACUGACCCUACUCGCAACCGCGUCACCAUCACCUGGGCUGCUGCCAACCAGGACAACACCGGCCAGUCGGUGGACAAUGUCUACUCUAGCGUGUUGAUCGUCUCGCCCACCCUGGACGCCAGCCUGACUGGGUCGGGUACCACGGGGUUUGCUGUUCCCGCGGACACGCCGUUUGGCAACACCGACUUCCGAGUGUACAACAUCGACUUUCGCAACCUGUGGGCCGAGUACAGCGAUGGGCCUGCCCAUGCGAUCAGCUUCAGCCGUGCCAACGGAGGCUUCUACUACUCUGGCUUUUACUCCUACCAGGACACCGUCUACAUUGGCAAACUCGGCAAUGCCUACUUCCACAAGUCCGUGAUCGCCGGCCAAACCGACUUCCUGUAUGGGUUUGGCACGGCCUGGAUCCAAUCGUCCUCCAUUCUUCUGAGAUCGUGCGGCGGCGGCAUCACGGCGUGGAAGGGCACGAACACGACGUUCGAGAACAACUACGGCGUGUACAUCGUCGACUCGACUGUCAACGCCGCCAACUCGUCCCUGGUGUCGGAGAUCAAGGGCCAAUGUGCGCUCGGCCGGCCGUGGAACUCGCUGCACCGGUCCAUCUUUGUGAACAGCUACGAGGACGGCAGCAUCGAGCCGUCCGGCUACAUCAACUGGGAGGACCGGUGGGCGGCCAACCAGACGCUGAUGGCCGAGUACCGCGCCUACGGGCCGGGCUUCAAUGCCACGGGCCGGAAGGCGGGCGGGGUGGCGGUCCUGCUGGAUGCGCAGGAGUACAAGCGGUACGAUUCGUUGGAGAAGGUGUUCCUGACGCCGGAGGGCGCGGCGGGCAACAUUGCGUGGAUUGAUUGGGAUAUCGCCGGCAAGGACUGA